Messenger RNA from Protopolystoma xenopodis, 336 nucleotides. NCBI's taxonomy places the organism in Eukaryota, Metazoa, Platyhelminthes, Monogenea, Polystomatidea, Polystomatidae. The record is from the annotation of a GenBank genome assembly.
AUGCAUAGUUUCGAGACACACUUGUACUCCGCCGCCUUGACAAGACGCGUUCGGAGGCGACUCGAACCCUCUUUAAAGCUCAGCCACCCCUUCAGUGUGCCCCUGGUUCAGGAUAGCCGAGGGUGCACCUCAACUGGUACAGGCGUCAGGGCGUUGCAGUUUUGGGAAAAUGUUCCCACACCGCUCAUUCGAGAUGACAACCAAGAGGCCAUUCCAGCCAACAGGACGUGGGCGUCCGAGGCAUCACGCGCCAGCGUUUGGCCUCACCGCCGAUGUCCCGAGUGGGUCACGAGUCUCGAAGCCAAGCCGUCUUGCGUCACGAGGCGACGUGGAUAG